Molecule: messenger RNA, 1448 nt
Organism: Candoia aspera
Lineage: Eukaryota; Metazoa; Chordata; Lepidosauria; Squamata; Candoiidae
Product: H-2 class II histocompatibility antigen, E-S beta chain-like
Exons: 5
Coding region: 34-837 (267 amino acids)
Biological process (GO): antigen processing and presentation; immune response
Cellular component (GO): MHC class II protein complex; membrane
Source: RefSeq, a predicted model, not a curated record
UCUGUCCCCCUCCCCUCUCUAUUUGGGAUACCCAUGUGGGGCCGCCUCAUGGGCUCUACCGGGGUCCCCCUGCUGCUGCUGGUGGUGGUGGUGGGGGGGGGGGCGCUGUGCUGGAUCCCCGGAAGCGAAGGGGGGAAGGAGCCCCCAGCCCAUUUCUUGUUCCAGUCAAAGGCCGAGUGCCGCUUCCUGAACGGGACGCAGCGGGUGCGGUUCCUGUACAGGCAGUUCUACGACCGGCAGGAGUUUGCCCGCUUCGACAGCGACCUGGGCAAGUUCGUGGCCGUGACCGAGUUGGGGCAGCCCGAUGCCGACACUUGGAACAGCGAUAAGGCCCUCCUGCAGUACAAGAGGGGCCAAGUGGAUCGUUACUGCCGGCACAACUACGGGGUGUACAACCAGGAGGGGAUUCAUGUGAUUGGCCGGAGAGCCAAGCCCACCGUCACCAUCUCCCCCACCAAGGCAGACCCCGCGUCCCCCAACACCAUCCUCCUCUGCACCGCGACGGGCUUUUACCCCCUGGAGAUCGACAUCCGGUGGCUGAAGAACGGGCGGCCGGAGAAGGAGGGCGUCGCCUUCGGGGAGGAGCUGCAGAACGGAGACUGGACCUACCAGCGCCAGGUGAUGCUGGAGACCCGGCCCAAGCGGGGGGACGUCUACGCUUGCCAGGUGGGGCACGCCAGCCUGGAGGCCCCCAUCACCGUCCAGUGGGAGCCACGUUCCUCCAAGUCUGCCAGGAGCAAACUCUGGACGGGGGCCGUGGGGGCCGUGCUGGGGGUGGCCUUCCUGGCCGUGGGGCUCUCCCUCUACCUGAAGAGCAAGAAAGCACUCAUGAGUUAAUCCUGCUAUCGCUUCCUGCUGUCAGAUGCAAAAGGAUGUUUUUUCAGGAGCUGAUGAAUUUCUGCCUCUUUUGCAACCCUUGAAGGAUGGAAGUUCGAGGCGGUGGGUUGGCGAGAGGAGGAGAAUCGCAGCCUGGACCUUCCCCUGCCGAGACCCACCAGCUUCCUUCCACGCCUCUCUUCCUUUUGCGGGAGGGGAAUUGGGAGGGGAGCAGAGGCCAUCUAGUCUGUCCCCAGGAGCUCUUGGCCUGCCUGUUGCUGCAGACCCCCCAACCUCUCCUGCUCAGCACAGACCCCCAUUGAGGGCAAUGGCUGCAACCAUCCACCCCACAGCCCCUUAACCAAAAUCCAUCUGGCGCUUAUUCCAGCCCACUGGAUCUGGAGAGAUCCCAGAUGCUCUGCAUACUGAGAUCCCCCCUUUCUGAGAAGUGAUCUCGGGGAUCAACCGCUGUCUGCCCAGCAGAGCCCAACCACUUUUCCCUUCCUUGGAUCCCCCCUCGUUUCUCGGCUUUGAAUCCACAGGAGCUUCAUCCAUGUUGCGGUUCUCCUCUGAGUUAAUUUCCUUUGCUUUUCUUUGCUAUAAAUCAAUAAACUUUAGACUGCAGGAAAACC